Molecule: messenger RNA, 1026 nt
Organism: Pterocles gutturalis (yellow-throated sandgrouse)
Lineage: Eukaryota; Metazoa; Chordata; Aves; Pterocliformes; Pteroclidae
Product: EF-hand calcium-binding domain-containing protein 4A-like
Exons: 9
Molecular function (GO): calcium ion binding
Source: RefSeq, a predicted model, not a curated record
CGGCUGCAGAGUGAACUCCCCCUAACCCUUGAACAGCUGGAGACUGUUUUUGACAGCUUGGAACAGAACAAUAACGGAUACCUGACACCUGUAGAGUUCAGCAUGGGGCUAGGAAAGUUAAUGGGGAUUGAAUUGUGUCAGGGGGCUGGGAGAAUGGAUCACUCCAGACACGAGGAGACCUUUGAGUCAGGCUGGUCAGAUGACUUGGACCCAGCAGGUGAUGAUGAAGAGAAACGAUUCUGUUCCAUGAUGGAGCAGCUUGGAGCAACCCACAUGUUUGAAGAUCCGCGUGAGAUUCGGGAACUCUGGGCUCGGCUACGAAAGGAGCAUCCGGAGCUCCUACCCAAUCUUGAAGAGUUCCUGUUGCGUGUUUCAUCGUACAUAAGGGAGGUGAAUCAUGAGAAGGAGACUAUGGAGCAGGCAUUGAAACGGAAGGAGACAGACCAUGACCAGGAAGUCAGGUGCCUUUAUGAGGAAAUGGAGCAACAGAUCAAAGCAGAAAGGGAGAGGCUUCUCUGCCAGGAAGCACUGAGACAUGACAAGAGUAAUGUGCUCCAGAAAGAACUGCACAGCAAAGAGCAGGAGCUGGAGAAAAUUCUCUACCGCCAGAAAAAGCUGGAACAUCACCUCCAGUCUCUGAACUCACAGCAGCUGGAGACUCGCGUGCAGAACAAAAGGCUCCGGCACCUGAAUGAAAAAUUGCUGGAAGAGCUGGAGAAAUGCAAAUGGGAGCUGGAGGCAGUGAAGGGGCAAUUACAGAAGCUCCAGAAAGAGGCCCAGCUUGAGCAGGAGCAGAAGGACAGGGAUGUGUUUAGAGUCUCCAAGAACAUGCAGAAAGAGAAACAGAGCCUCCUUCGGCAGCUGGAGCUCCUUAGAGAGAUGAACAAGAAACUUCGAGAUGAGCGAGACGCUUUUGAAGCCAAGAAGAUGGCUGUUACUCUGCCCUGGUUUGGGGCCAGCCCUUCCCUGAGGGCUGUGUCUGAUUGGCCCCCAGGCAUUCAGGCUGCCCAGGAGCAGUUCCCCUGA